Molecule: messenger RNA, 2031 nt
Organism: Perca flavescens (yellow perch)
Lineage: Eukaryota; Metazoa; Chordata; Actinopteri; Perciformes; Percidae
Gene: erfl1
Product: Ets2 repressor factor like 1
Exons: 6
Coding region: 116-1543 (475 amino acids)
Biological process (GO): cell differentiation; regulation of transcription by RNA polymerase II
Cellular component (GO): nucleus
Molecular function (GO): DNA-binding transcription factor activity, RNA polymerase II-specific; sequence-specific DNA binding
Source: RefSeq, a predicted model, not a curated record
ACAACAAGCGCAGCGGCGAACCAAUUCCAGUUCAGUCCGAGAGACGGUGAUCGGGCUUCGGCCUCAGGUGCAUCUCUGAGGCGGGGCGACGCGGAGGUCCAGGUGUUGUGGAGGUAUGGACUGUAACUGCGUCAGUGAUCUGCUGCUCCCCCCGGUGCCCGCACUCUGGACGCCAGGGAUCGCCUUCCCAGACUGGGCCUACAAGCCCGAGUCAAGUCCCGGGUCCAGACAGAUCCAGCUGUGGCACUUCAUCCUGGAGCUGUUGCAGAAGGAGGAGUAUCAGGGGGUGAUCGCAUGGCAGGGGGACUACGGAGAGUUUGUCAUCAAGGAUCCAGACGAGGUGGCUCGGCUGUGGGGGUUAAGGAAAUGCAAACCUCACAUGAACUAUGACAAGUUGAGCAGGGCACUGAGGUAUUACUACAACAAGCGCAUUUUGCACAAAACCAAAGGGAAACGUUUCACCUACAAGUUUAACUUCAGUAAGGUUGUGUUGGUGAACUACCCGAUCCUGGACAUGGCCAACUCUCCCUUCUUUCUGGCCCAGAACCACUUUAACGGGGGCUCCACCGCACCAGACUGCAGCCCAGAGGCCAUACAGUCCCUGUUUCCUCGUUUGCCAGAGUCUGGCAGGGGAACGUCCCUGUUUGAUCGUGGGACCACAGCACCAGGGCCCGAAGGAGACAAGCUGAGACUGGAUGCAUUCCCCUUCCUCAGUUCAGGUGCCCCGUGCUACACCAAACCCCCGACCCUGCUGGGCCCGUACCCUCGCAACCCACCCUUUGACUACCCCUGGGGCUUUAACCCUUACCUCUCAGGGGCCUUCUCUCUCAAUAACUGCCCCAAACUGCCCCCUGGCUCCCUCUACCCCUCCCAGUUUUACCCCAACCCUUUGCAGAGCAGCCUUUCCCAGCUGCCUCACCCCUUCUCCUCCCUGCUCCCCCCAGGGGAGGCAGGUGGGGGUGAGAGGGGAGCAGCGGGGCAAACCGGAGGGACAAACGGCACGGCGGGUGGUCAGCCAGUCAGACUCUGCCUGCCACCCUACCCAGGGAGCCUGUCAUUGGGUCGGACGGACAUUGGCAACGGGGCGUCAUUGGGGGAAAGGGAAAGGGAAAGGGCGGAGGCCAAUCCUCUAGGAUCGGGGUUGAGUCUGGGUCUGGGAGCGGUCGGCCUGGGAGCCGGGACUGGGACAGGCCGGCAGAGCCCCACGGAGAGGAGAGGAGGGGUGAAGCAGGACCCGGAGUCAGACUCAGACUUGGAGAUCACAGAUCUGAGCGACUGCAGCUCAGACAACGAAAACGAGCACGAAUUCAGCAUCAGGAAGGAAUCCAGCCUGGGCAACCGAUCACAGAUAGUGUUGAAUGGAAAGAAAGGGAGCGUGCUGCCACCCAUCUCCUCUCUUCCCCCGACAGUGUCCCCACAUCCUCUGAAGAGCCUGAUGCCCAUCAGUCCCCCACCCCCGUCCCUGCCUCCAUCACUUUCCCCCUCUGUGGCUCUGCAUGAAAGACACAGGGAGACAGAGACUCUCAAAAUGAUACAGAUCUAAUACAGUUUCUCCCACGUCCACCAUCUUGCCAGUCUGUGCUCUGAUAACUCUCUUUUUCUCUCCUUUCUUUUCUCUGAGACACUUUUCUGCUUGAAAUUGUCAAACCCCCGAUCACUUUUGAUAGGUACUUUUUUCAGGAAAAGCAGCUGUGUUCUUUACUUCUAAAAUUACUGUUUUCCUGUUCGCUGUGUAAGUGUUUAACUUGCCUACAGUCCAUUACACUACCGACUCGUCCAUCUUAGGACAUAUGGCGCGUACAGUUUUUAGGGCGUCAGCUGUCUGUAUCACCAUCUUGUCCUUUCUGUUGUGAUCUCUCACACCAAAUGAUCCCUCCAUGGUUUGUAGACUUGUUUUACGCGUUGCCAGCAACUACUCUACAACGUGCUGUCUCCAGCCGAGCUAUGAUAGAAGGCAGUGAGGUGGUAAAUUACAACACACCAGUGACUGCCUUGACAAACAUUAACAAACAACAUCCCUAUACUAACAGA